Alligator sinensis (Chinese alligator) is the source of this 2106-nucleotide messenger RNA. RefSeq names its product eomesodermin (gene EOMES). The record is from RefSeq and is a predicted model, not a curated record. Gene Ontology annotation, molecular function: DNA-binding transcription factor activity, RNA polymerase II-specific; RNA polymerase II cis-regulatory region sequence-specific DNA binding. The coding region runs from base 77 to 1321 and encodes 414 amino acids. Gene Ontology annotation, cellular component: nucleus. NCBI's taxonomy places the organism in Eukaryota, Metazoa, Chordata, Crocodylia, Alligatoridae. The transcript has 6 exons. Gene Ontology annotation, biological process: mesoderm formation; CD8-positive, alpha-beta T cell differentiation involved in immune response; endodermal cell fate specification.
GGCCGCGGGGCUCCGCGCCCAGGUCUUCCUCUGCAACCGGCCGCUCUGGCUCAAGUUCCACCGGCACCAGACCGAGAUGAUUAUCACCAAGCAGGGCAGGCGCAUGUUUCCCUUCCUGAGCUUCAACAUCACGGGCCUGAACCCCACUGCCCAUUACAACGUGUUCGUGGAGGUGGUGCUGGCCGACCCCAACCACUGGCGCUUCCAGGGGGGCAAGUGGGUGACGUGCGGCAAGGCGGACAACAACAUGCAAGGUAACAAGGUGUAUGUUCACCCUGAAUCCCCCAACACUGGAGCUCACUGGAUGAGGCAGGAGAUCUCCUUCGGGAAACUGAAGCUGACCAAUAAUAAAGGUGCCAACAACAACAAUGCCCAGAUGAUAGUGCUGCAGUCUCUGCACAAAUACCAGCCGAGACUUCAUAUUGUAGAAGUGACUGAAGAUGGAGUCGAAGAUCUCAAUGACUCUUCAAAAACUCAGACAUUUAUUUUCCCGGAAACACAGUUCAUAGCGGUUACUGCAUAUCAGAAUACUGAUAUCACCCAGCUUAAGAUUGACCAUAACCCUUUUGCAAAAGGCUUCAGGGACAACUAUGAUUCCAUGUACACAGCUUCAGAAAAUGACAGGUUAACUCCAUCUCCCACGGAUUCUCCUAGAUCCCACCAGAUUGUCCCAGGAGCCCGGUACAGUGUGCAGCCAUUCUUCCAGGAACAGUUUGUCAACAACCUACCACCAGCCAGAUUUUACAAUGGUGAGAGAACAGUACCUCAGACAAAUGGCUUGCUCUCGCCCCAGCAAAAUGAAGAAGUGGCCAAUCCCCCCCAGAGGUGGUUUGUUACUCCUGUGCAGCAGCCUGGUGCCAACAAACUGGACAUGAACUCUUACGAAACAGAGUAUUCGCCAAGCACCUUGCUCCCGUAUGGCAUUAAAUCGCUUCCCCUUCAGACAUCCCAUGCAUUGGGAUACUAUCCUGAUCCAACGUUUUCAUCUAUGGCAGGGUGGGGAAGCAGAGCCUCCUAUCAGAGAAAAGUGACGUGGACUUCCCGAACAAGUCCUUCAGGCUUCUCUGAAGAUCAGCUUUCCAAAGAGAAAGUUAAAGAAGAAAUUGGCUCAUCCUGGAUAGAGACCCCACCUUCCAUAAAGUCUCUAGAUUCAAAUGAUUCAGGGGUCUACACGGGUGCUUGUAAGAGAAGACGACCCUCCCCUAGCACUUCUAGCAAUGAAAACUCUCCUACAAUGAAAUGUGAGGACAUUAAUGCUGAGGACUAUGGCAAAGACACUUCAAAAGGCAUGGGCUACUAUGCUUUCUAUACUAGUUCUUAAACUGUUUUUAUCCUGUCCAGCCAAAUUUUCAGGGUGGCCUUGGUUUUUUUGCAUUAAAAUUGCCAAAAAGACUCUUGCCUUCCACCUUGAAUUGUUUUGUGCAAUUCUAUAGAAGGUGCCAAAGCUUUUUGACUGCUGCAGGGAGGGAAGGAUAACAUAACUUGACUAAUAAUUUUAGGAUGAAGUGCAAGGGGCUGUUGUAAGGAUCCUGGCUUUUUACAAUGUGGCUUAUUUAUUGGAGACACUAAAGUGUAUAGUUUGGCUGGCCCGGCAGCCAAUGGGUAAGUGCUGUGCACUACCAAAUGGGAGAUGGGGGUGUGGAUCCUAAACUUUUUUUUCUAGGUCUCUUGAGCAAGAAGGGGCUCCGAGUUGCUGCAUGGGUGCUACUUCUCUGCUUGUAGCAGAGCAGGCCCCAUUCCAAUGGUACCUGCACACUUGGUCAGAAACAUCUAACAGUUGGAGUGGCUUGGGCAGACAGCAGCUGAGCCAUGGAAGGAAUAAAACCCUUCGGGGAAGGGGUUGAUGUGAAUGCCCUAUUGCCCAGGCCCUGGUUCUGAUGACCAAAUCUACCUUUUUCCUUGUCUAGGAUAGGAUGAACAGACUAAAAAUUCUGGAUGUGGAAGCUAUGAGGAUCUUCAUAGAGGUGGCCAAAAAAUUGUACAGCUGUGGUUUUUCUGUUGUUGUUGUUUUUGUUUUUUGUUUUCUUUUGCCUAAGUACACUGUAGAAUACUAUGGAAUAUUGUAUAAAUAGUCUACAUAUAGAAGUCUGGUAGGCUCAGCAGAAG